UCCGCCCUCUUCUCCCUUCCGGUUUGAUCUUUGCAGUGGAUGUAGCUUGUUUAGAAGUAGCUGCAGAGUAAUCUUCCCCAUCUAUCAAUAUGAGAAUUUAUAAAGAUAUUUUUACCGGAGACGAAAUGUUCUCUGACACAUACAAAAUAAAACUAAUUGAUGAUGUCCUUUAUGAGGUGUAUGGAAAGCUGGUCACAAGAAAAGCUGGUGAUAUAGAAAUCGCUGGCUUCAAUCCGUCUGCUGAAGAAGCAGAAGAAUGCACUGAUGAAGCAGUCGAAUCAGGAGUUGAUAUAGUUUUGAAUCAUAGACUUCAAGAAACUUUUGCAUUCGGAGACAAAAAAUCAUACACAUUAUACUUAAAAGAUUAUAUGAAGAAAUUAGUAGCCAAAUUAGAAGAAAAAUCUCCCGAUCAAGUUGAGGUUUUCAAGACCAAUAUGAAUAAGGUGAUGAAAGAUAUUCUUAGUAGAUUCAAGGAACUACAGUUUUUUACCGGUGAAUCUAUGGAGAUCGACGGUUUAGUUGGUCUUAUGGAAUAUAGAGAGAUUGAUGGUGAAUCCAUGCCUGUCAUGAUGUUUUUUAAGCAUGGACUCGAUGAAGAAAAAUUUUAAAGAAAUCUUAGAUAUUCAACAAAUUGGAAAAGUUUUAUAAACAAUAACUAAGACUGCACACAAAUUAAUAAAAAUUAAUAAAUAAAUAAAUAUGAUAUACAUAAACUAUGAGAUUUAGUUACAGAUGUGUAUUGCAAAAUAUUACUUCCAUGAAUAACAACAAUUUUCUGCAGUGCAGUUAAAUUAUUUCAUCAAUAAUGUAAAGUAUGUAUUCAAAGGAAAUAUCACUGGAUAUACAUAAUUUACAACAGGAGUAUGGAUGAAUGAAAAAAAUGACAAAAAUGAACUUUUACAACAGUUGUUUGAAUACUUUAAAUAAUUGAAAUAAUUUGUGAUAAAUUUAAGAUCUUUUUUGUUUUUCUUAUUUUACUUGGUGCUUCGACCAGUAAUUUUAUUUAUAUAUAAUAUGUAUAUAUAUAGAAAAAAAAAUAACGCAAACAAAAUAUGAAAGAUGGGGAAAGAAUUUGCAGUGAUAGUAAAAAUCACAGUGCAUAAAAUAAAUGCCUAAAAUUAUUGUUAAUAUCAAUAAUAAUAUCUACAACCUAUAA
Polistes canadensis is the source of this 1156-nucleotide messenger RNA. RefSeq names its product translationally-controlled tumor protein homolog (gene Tctp). Gene Ontology annotation, molecular function: calcium ion binding. The record is from RefSeq and is a predicted model, not a curated record. Lineage: Eukaryota; Metazoa; Arthropoda; Insecta; Hymenoptera; Vespidae. Bases 90 to 608 code for a protein of 172 amino acids. Gene Ontology annotation, cellular component: cytoplasm. The transcript is spliced from 5 exons.